CCAAACCUGCAGUUGUGGUGGUGCUCCAUCACACUUUUAAUCCAGAGUGUGUUGUACAAGACAGCAGCAGAGCUGUACACAGAGAGAAUACAAUCACAGUCGACUGUCUGUUUCAUGAAGAUAAAGGAUUACUGCAGUGUCAUAGGAAUGAUGAAUCACUGUACAAAACCUUAGAAUAUAUAAACUCCCAGAGCACUGUCAAGGCAGAUAAAGAAAUGGAAACCAGUAAAAACAAACUGGAGACAAUGGGACAGGACCUGCAGGACAAGGAGCGACAACUACAGGAGAUGACGAUCAUACUGGAACAACAGAAAACUGAGUUAGCGGAAAAAAACAAACAGCUUGAAAAGACAGAGAGACUUCUAGAGGAAAAAACAAAACAGCUGCAGGAACAGACAGAUCCAGAAUCAUCAGCCCCUAACAGGAGAGGAAACAGAAAGGACGUGUUACCACCAAUAAUGGGUGGAGAAUCUUCUAGUCCACAUUCUCCAGUAUCGGUUUCUGUAACAGAACUGAGGCUGGUGCUGCUGGGGAGGACGGGGUCUGGGAAGAGUGCAGCAGGAAACAUCAUCCUGAGCAGAAAGGAGAGGAACCAGGCUGCUACAUCUACAGCUACAUCUACAUCCACCCAGCAGAGUGAGAGCACACAGGGGGAGGUGGCUGGGAGGAAGGUGACUGUGGUGGACACUCCUGACUGGUUCUCUCCUGGAGUCUCUCUGGAGAAGCUGAGACAGGAUGUUAGACUCUGUGUCCAUCUGUCUGCUCCAGGACCCCACAGCUUUCUCCUGGUUAUACCUGUUAAGCAGCCUACAGAAGAGGAGAGAGGGAUGCUGGAGAAAAUGGAGGAGAUUUUUGGAGAGAGAUGUUGGAGAAACACCAUGAUCAUAUUCAGUGUUACUGAUGAACUUCAGAAAACAAACAUUGAGGAGUUUAUCCAAUCAGGAAACCUGGAGGUCAAGAGACUAGUGGAGAAAUGUGGGGACAGGUUUCACUGUCUCAAUGUUAAGGAGAGUGGAGAUGGUUCUCAGGUCUCAGAGCUGCUGGAAAAGAUGGAGAAGAUGGUGGAAGGAAGCAGAGAGAAAUUCUACAGCAGUGAGAUCUACCUCGAGACAGAAUCUCAGAUUAGAGCAAUGGAGACUAAAAUCCUGAAGGAAAGAGAAGAGAAAAGGAUGAGAGAAGAGAUGAAAGUGAAGGAAAAAAUAGAUAAGGAGGUGCAGGACUCUCUGAGAAAAAUGGAAGGAAUAAUCCAGGAGCAUGAAGGAGACAUCAGACAACUAAAUGAACGAACAACUGUACUGGAGAGAAAGAUGAAAGAAGAGAGAGAUGAAGAAAAAAAGAGAGAACUUGAGAGGGAGUUAAAACGAGAGGUAGAGCGAAGGACAGAAAUGGAAGAAAAGGUAAAAAAACUAAAAGAAAAGAGAGAGAGGGAGAGGAGAGAGAUGGAGGAGAGGCACCAACAGGAGAUAGAGGAGAUCAGGGAGGUGUAUGAAGGAGAGGUCAGGAUGGAGACAGAGAGAAACCUCAUGAAGAUCAUCCUGCCUGAAAUCCAGAGAAACAUUUUGGCCUCAAAAACAAAGAUGCAGGAAGAGUUCAGCAGACAGAUGGAGGAGAAGAACAGAGAGCUGGAGACUCUUAAACAGAAACUUUCAGAGCUCACAGAGACUCACAGUCUGCUUGAGUGGGUUUAUGAGGUAGCUAUGAGAAGCAGCUCAGAGUAAGAGAGAGCAGCUGUAACAGGAGAGGCAUCAAAGGGAAUCUCUCAGAAAUGUAAAGACUUCUUUCACUGAGUAACAGAUUAUAGUGCCACAAAAAUUCAUGGUCUGCUUAAAGAGAUUAAUGGGAUGGGACUGGAUCAUAGACAGACAAUGAAAAUAAGAGAUUGUUUUGGUUUUGGUAAAUGAGAAACAAUAUCUGUAAUGAAACACAGGAUCUGAGUAAAACACUAGGCUCGUCAGAAACACACCCUGAGAUUGGAAUAGGUAUUGUAUGGACCUUUAUAAUGAUUAUUAAUAUUUUUUUGGUAAAUGAUAGCAUCAACCUUAUUAGACAGAUUUGCUAUUUUAAUUUACUUUUGUAUCUUUUCAGUGAACAGAUUUUAA
Messenger RNA from Clarias gariepinus (North African catfish), 2099 nucleotides. RefSeq names its product GTPase IMAP family member 7-like. The transcript has 3 exons. Gene Ontology annotation, molecular function: GTP binding. The record is from RefSeq and is a predicted model, not a curated record. The coding region runs from base 216 to 1718 and encodes 500 amino acids. NCBI's taxonomy places the organism in Eukaryota, Metazoa, Chordata, Actinopteri, Siluriformes, Clariidae.